AAUGAAAUUCCUGAACCUGUACAUGAACGUGCCUCUCCAUAGCCUCAUGUUUCAGUCUCAUGUUUGGUAAUUUUCAGCUGUGGUGGUUAUGCUUUGCCCGUUCUGAAUCUGGUGCCUUCCUCCGUGAAGAUGGCUGAUAUAUUUUAUUCUCGAGACGCUAUCCAACUGCUUAAAGGAAAGAAGUUGUAUAUGAUCGGAGACAGCAAUAUGCGUGCCUUGUACAAGGAUGUAAUUUGCCUCCUUAAUCACAAUCGGCUGUUAACCGAAAAGCAACUGAAAUCUAAGGCAGAAAAGCAUUUUCUUGGAGAUGUCUUGCUGCGUGGCUCACCCCUGACAAAGGGAAGGGCUUUUAAAGAAGACCGACGUUACCUGAGAAACAAUCUUCACGUCGAAUUCCACUUUGUCACUAAAUGCUUGAAUGAAGAUAUGGAGACAAUGAUGAGUGACUUUAGGGAGAAGAGAAUAACAUCCCCCGAUAUAAUAGUGAUGAACUCAACUCAUUGGGAUGUUGCGAGGUGGGGUCCCCGUGGAGUAGAACUGUUCAAAGACAACAUGGUCAAACUGAUGCACCUGUUCAAGUCAUCUCUUCCACCAUCUACGUUAGUAAUAUGGCUAACUGCUCCCCCCAUAUCUGUGAGAAUAUUAGGAGGCUAUAUGAUAAAGCAGUUAGAAUUUGCGCAGUUCACGAUGCGCUUCCAUGUGAUGGAAGCUAAUACAUUUGCCCAAGAACUGAUGAAUCAGUUUGGGUUCAACUGUUUAGAUGCCCAUUACCACCUGCAGUGGCAGGUUCACUGGCGAAACCAAGACGGGCUGCACUGGUCGAGUCGAGGCAUGAGGUUCCUGGGCAACCUGCUACUCACUCACAUAGCCCUCGCUCUCGGCGUGCCGCUGCCGGGCAACUACCACACCAGCUUGCUGAGCAAGCACAAGGCCCUGGCGAGGAGCCGCGCGGCCGCGGACGCCGCCAAGGAGACCAGCAAGGAGGCCGGCGACGAGGCCACCACGGCCGUGACGCCCCAGGCCCAGGUGCCGCGGUUAUAA
This is a messenger RNA of Thrips palmi, 1041 nucleotides long. Its product is annotated as PC-esterase domain-containing protein 1A-like. Bases 130 to 1041 code for a protein of 303 amino acids. NCBI's taxonomy places the organism in Eukaryota, Metazoa, Arthropoda, Insecta, Thysanoptera, Thripidae. The record is from RefSeq and is a predicted model, not a curated record. The transcript has 9 exons.